This is a messenger RNA of Ilyonectria robusta, 1035 nucleotides long. RefSeq lists its product as uncharacterized. Lineage: Eukaryota; Fungi; Ascomycota; Sordariomycetes; Hypocreales; Nectriaceae. The transcript is spliced from 4 exons. Bases 1 to 1035 code for a protein of 344 amino acids. The record is from RefSeq and is a predicted model, not a curated record.
AUGGAUCACGACAGCAACUUAGAGUUGCCUAAUCGGUCAAAGGAGUUGUUUAUCAUCCAACUGGUCUUUCUUAUCGUUGCCGGCAUAUGCACUCUGAUCCGAGUGUACAUCAAAAUAUUCCUUGUCAAGUGUGUGACAACAGAUGACUACCUGAUACUCUCUGCGAUGAUAGGUUAUACGGCAUAUGGCGCAAUCUCGUUGGACGGUGUCCAGAAUGGAACAACAGGCAAACCCAGCUCGCAGAUCGACGGACCUCACGAGGUGGCUAGGUCACUCCGAGCUUGGUAUAUCUGCGAAGUGCUUUAUGCGCCAAUUACUCUCACAAUUAGAGCUUCGGUCUGCAUCCUUCUUCUUCGCAUGGCGACCCGAAGAUCCUAUCGCUGGAUUAUUUGGGUUAAUCUUGGCGUUGGAACUAUCGUCUCUACUGCCUUCUUCUUCAUCCUUGUCUUCCAAUGCAAACCAGUGUCGUACUUUUGGAACCAGGCGUAUGGUUAUAAGGGCUCUUGCGUUGACAAGAAUGUCAUUCCGGUAGCCGUCGUUGUGCAUAACAUCCUUUCAGCUCUUUCCGACUGGUGCCUGGGCCUGUUACCUGUCGCCCUCUUAUGGAAUGUGAAGAUAAACAGGAGAACCAAGGUGACUAUAGUGAUCCUGUUGAGGCUCGGCAUGAUAGGAGGAAUAGCCCUUAUUGUUCGAAUUCCGUAUAUCACGCAUUUGAAACCGUCUAUUGAGUUCGUUUAUGUAUCAAUUGACGUAGCCAUUUGGUCAGUGAUGGAGCCAGCGUUGGGUAUUGCGGCGGCUUGUAUCGCCACGUUUCGUCCCCUGUUCAAACAUAGUGGCUUUGGAUGGGCCUCAGGUCAUUCAGCUCCUGCUGCAAUGGGAGAGCCGAGCCAAGGAAUGAAUUGUGAGAGAACAGAAAGCCAAGGCGCACUGGGUGGGGAGAGAGACAUUUGCAUACCCCUCAACACUCCUCAGCAACUGUACAGUGCCAAUGAUCCGAUUGGAUCUGAGCAUGAGCUGUGUAGAGCCGAUCAAUGA